UGGUGCGAUUACAAGCUGAAAACAUCGUAAUGUGACUUACUUUCUCCUAGGCAGAGCGUAGUGAUAUAAAAAUGGGCGAGAAGAGGUUAGAGAAGACCAUCUGGGAUUUGGCAGUUGAAGAACGAGACAAAAUAGAAAACCACUCCAACAAAGAUCAACAAGAAGAUUCACUUUUAUCAAGUAGUGAUGAAUCCAGCAUCUUUAUCCUUGGUAGUAAAAACUCUGGAAAAACCUCAAUGAUUUUGAGAUUUCUUGACCGUGAUGAAGCUCCCAAACCAACCACAGCUCUAGAUUAUACAUUUGGACGGAGAGCCAAAACUGGUCAUAAUAUCGGAAAAGACAUAGGCCACAUAUGGGAACUUGGAGGUGGAACAUAUCUGUCGAAACUGAUUGAAAUUCCUCUCACUUCUGCUACAAUUAGGAGUAUGGCUAUUGUGAUUGUGUUAGACUUGUCCCUUCCAAAUGAACUCUGGCACACCAUGGAAACACUUCUCUCUCAGGUGAAGUCUAAAGUCAAUAAAGCACUGGAGAGUCUAGAAAGUGCAAAACAAGGUUCUGUACAGCAGCUUAAGAAACAAGCUUGGAAAAAAUUUGGAGAAGAACAUCCUGACAAAUCUUCUAUUGAUCCCUUUCCCAUACCUCUUGCCAUAAUUGGUGGGAAAUAUGACAUUUAUCAGGAUUUUGAUCCUGAGAAACGAAAAAUGAUAAGCAGAGCGUUACGAUUUGUAGCGCACAAGAAUGGUGCUCACCUUCAGUUCUUUAGCACCAAAGCUGAAGGUCUGACGAACCGCACCCGGGGUCUGGUUGGGUCACUGCUAUUCCGCACCCCACUCAGUAAAGUGGUAUCAGUGGAUCACAACAAACCCGUCAUUGUUCCAGCUGGCCAGGACUCGUUAUCUCAGAUUGGGGCACCCCCAGUGGCCAGUCAAGAUAUGGGAAAAAUACACAGCAGGGAUCCAACUGAACUUUGGAAGGCUGCCUUCUCCGCGUUUUUUCCACCCGAGAAAUCCCAGGGCCGCAGCACUAGCGAAGAUCCUUCUAAAGAUCCUCAGUAUGCUGAGCCAGCGGUCGACACUAUGAGGAAACAGAAAGAUGAGGAACUUGAGAGAUACAGGAAGUUGGCCAUGCGGAAGGUUCGAGACACAUCCAGGGGGGCUGGAGCAGAAAAGCACUCACGGUGAUACACAGCAGCAUCGAGUUGAUUUCAGAGGACUCGGCGACACUUCAGAACAGCUCUGGCAGGCUGUGUUCAAUAUGAUGAACUACUUUUAUUUAUAAAGUAUUUAUGCUGGACAAGUCUAAAGCAAUGUUAAUAAAAGUCAUCAUCAUACAUAGGAACGAUUUGUAUUUGCACACUCUUGAGUUCUCUUUAUAGUACUUCACUGAGUCCAGUAUUUCAUUGCUAACGUGAGAGCAUAUGGCACAGAAUUAAUGACAAUAAAAUGUAAAAGGUUUCCAUUGCCACUCGCACAUCGUUUGUCUUUGUGUUGUCCACAGGCACCCCAGGCCAUAACUGUUAUUGAGUAGUUACUUAGCGUGUAAGCAACCACUCUUAGACGCGUGAAGGCAAAACGAAGAGUUAUACACAGUACAUGUUGACCAUACCAUUCACCUUUCGCGCCUUUCUCGUCGUUUUGGGAACAGUGGGACUGUGUUUAAGGGGUUUCAGUCGUAUCUCUCCGACCGUACGGUCUGUCGAAGUGUAUGGCUCCGUUUCUGAUCGUCGCACCCUUAUGUUUGUGCUUGGACCAUUGCUACAUUCACUGUACACCUCUCCAAGUGGUGAUAUUGCUCGAACUCAUGAUAUCAAUUUUCACUUAAACAUAUAUGCGGACAACAUGCAGCUGUAUUUAUUACUCAGUUUAAGUCUUCCCCUGAUGAUGGACCGGAGUGAGUCCAAGUUGAUGGCCUGUGUUCGUGAUAUCGCCAUCUGGAUGCUUUGUAAUAAACUAAAAAUGAACGAGGACAAGACUGAGGGUAUCCUCCU
Orbicella faveolata is the source of this 1987-nucleotide messenger RNA. Its product is annotated as cytoplasmic dynein 2 light intermediate chain 1-like. Gene Ontology annotation, biological process: intraciliary transport involved in cilium assembly; intraciliary retrograde transport. The record is from RefSeq and is a predicted model, not a curated record. NCBI's taxonomy places the organism in Eukaryota, Metazoa, Cnidaria, Anthozoa, Scleractinia, Merulinidae. Gene Ontology annotation, molecular function: dynein heavy chain binding. Gene Ontology annotation, cellular component: axoneme; ciliary basal body; cytoplasmic dynein complex.